UUCUAUUUUUUUGUACGAACACUUGGUAGAAUCCGAGGAGUCACAUAGGAGCGCCUCAUCUUUCUUCCUCAGCAUUUGUUAUCCUCCCCUCCCCCCUCCUUCAACAUCAUCAUCAUCGUCUCAGAAAUCCGAGUUCGUCCAACACUCCUCAUGUUUCUGUGAGCCGGAACGAUGGGACUCGGAUCGUCCAGCAGAUCCACUGACCAUCAACACAACGAAGAGGUCAACUUCGACCACUUCCAGAUACUCAGAGCUAUAGGAAAGGGCAGCUUUGGAAAGGUGUGUAUCGUGCAGAAGAAGGACACUAAGAAGAUGUACGCCAUGAAGUACAUGAACAAGCUCAAGUGCGUGGAACGGAAUGAAGUACGCAAUGUCUUCAAAGAGCUUCAGAUCAUGCAGAACCUGGAGCACCCAUUCCUGGUGAACUUCUGGUACUCGUUUCAGGAUGAAGAGGACAUGUUCAUGGUGGUUGAUCUUCUUUUAGGAGGAGACCUGCGCUAUCAUCUUCAACAGAAUGUACAUUUUUCCGAGAGUACUGUGAAACUCUACCUCUGUGAACUGGCCUUGGCACUGAAUUACCUGCGCAACAAACGCAUCAUUCACAGAGACAUCAAGCCUGACAACAUCUUACUGGAUGAACACGGUCACGCUCAUCUGACUGACUUCAACAUUGCAGCUAUCGUCAAAGAUGAUUUAAAAGCCACAUCCAUCGCUGGGACAAAGCCAUACAUGGCUCCGGAGCUUUUCCAGACGUCCGAGGGAACACAUCCAGGUUACUCGUUUGCAGUGGACUGGUGGUCUCUGGGCAUUACAGCCUAUGAGCUGCUGCGUGGACAGAGGCCGUAUAUAAUGCGCUCCAGCACGCCCACCUCAGAGAUCCUGCAGUCCUUCCAUAAAGUCCAUCCCUGCUACCCAGCCGCUUGGUCAGUUGAGAUCAAGUCUCUUUUGAGGAAGCUGCUGUGUGUCGAUACACAGAAACGUCUCUCGUCUCUCUCUGAGCUGAAGGACACUGAGUGUCUCUCCCACGUCAACUGGGACGCUGUGCUGAGUAAAGACGUCCCACCGGGCUUCAUCCCUAACAGACGGAGACUAAACUGCGACCCCACGUUUGAGCUGGAAGAGAUGAUCCUGGAGUCGAAGCCACUGCACAAGAAGAAGAAGAGGUUAGCGAGGAAGACGAGGGAUCAGGGCUCUGACGGAUCUCCGCAGAACGGUCAUCUGCAGCAGCGCCUCGACUGCGUACAACGAGACUUCCUCAUCUUCAACAGAGAGAAGUUGACAAAGACCAAAGCAGACACGGAGUCCAGCAACAUGAACCUGAAAGAGGAGAACCGAGCUCUCGAGGACGGACAGAACAACAACGUCACCAGUGCAGCAGCAAGUUCAUCGAGUUAGAGCUUUAAAUUGUUCAAUAAAAAAACCUUCGAAAGAAAGGAAGCUGAAAAACUCAAUCAGCUGAGGGAGAGAGCGAGCACCAGAGCAGCCAGUGGAGAAUGUUUUUACCUACAGGAAAACACUACGCUGAGUCCGGUUCUCUUAUAAAUAAGGAACCGCUGACCUUAAGAUCAGCUCAGAGAUGCAGAGGGCAGUAAAGAAAAGAGUGCAGCUUAGAAAUCAUCCCUCCUGCUUAGCUUUUUUUUAUCUGCUUAUUUUCAUUCAAACUGGUGUGCACUCUUGUAACUGUAGAUGAAGAAGAUGAUUGCAUAGGUAACCUGUGGUUAAGAGUAGGGUGAGGGGCGGAGUCAGCUGAAACUUCAUUCGAACACAUAUCGUACACGGAUGUAGCUUUUGCAAGAGACUGAGGUCUAAAGAAACCCAGUGAGACCCAGCUGAGAGGUUUGUGUAUUUUCGUCUCCUGUAAAUUCCUGAGUUUUUUUGUGUUUCUGUGUCUUUCUAUCCUGAACAGUGGCCUUACACUUCGCGCUUCACAAGUCGGGUCUGAAAGUCUGCAUGCUUCAGCAGCUGCUUUCAUUUCAUCAGAGCUCUAACACUAACACAGCUUUAGAUGAAUUCAGUAAUAUUUAAUAUCCAUCUUCCAGAAACAUCUGAUACUGUGUACUGUCUGUCUAUCGUUUGAUGUUCUUCUGGACACUUCACAUAAUCCAGACACGUCUGUAUAUCAGCAUUUUAUCCAGAAUGACAGAGUAAGUCGGUAAAAUAGGUGUGUGUGUGUGUGUGUAAAAAGGUGGUUUAUUGUUUGAUUUCUGAUAAAAUAAAGACAUUUCUUGCUGAUGCAUGUAGACUUUUAGCCCUGAUGUGUAUUUGCCUUACCUCAAUUCCAGAUGCACUUUAGAGAAGAGCUUUAGCUUCAUGAAUCUGUUGCUUCUUGCUAAUCGCCACCCUGCCUUCUAGUACCGGUUUUAACACACCUUCAACACACAAGGAGUGUGUAUGAGCAGGAACAUCUUCCAGUUCAGCAGUGAGAUUGACGUAGCUGAAGAGACUUACCUGCUCUGUACUCAUCAGUAAAAUGCACUCCUAAUGAAAUAUCAGCCUGAUACCUUCAAUAAGUUUAGUAUGAAGGACAGCUUGUAAUAUGUCUACAAGGGGAAGUGGAUAAGGGUGUGUUAGACAGCGUAUUGGAAUGCAGCUCGCAGCGUAACCAGCGGAUUUGUGUAUGUAAUGUUACAUGCACUCAGAGCUUUUCAUUUCAGGAAGCACAACAAAGGGAAAAUUCACUGAGCGCUUUGUUUCCUUUUACUGAAACUCCCUCACUUCAUUACUGUGAUGUGUUUGUGUUUGUCAGGUAUUUAAAGUGAGUGAGAAGAAGAGUGUACACGCGUUACACCCUUAGCUAUGGAUGAGAAUGUCUGAGUUUUGGCAUAGAACAUUUCUAAAAAAAAAUUUAAUAAAAUUUUUUGACAAAUCA
This is a messenger RNA of Hemibagrus wyckioides, 2869 nucleotides long. RefSeq names its product serine/threonine kinase 32A (gene stk32a). Bases 172 to 1395 code for a protein of 407 amino acids. The record is from RefSeq and is a predicted model, not a curated record. Gene Ontology annotation, biological process: protein phosphorylation; G protein-coupled receptor signaling pathway; regulation of signal transduction. The transcript has 13 exons. Gene Ontology annotation, molecular function: G protein-coupled receptor binding; ATP binding; G protein-coupled receptor kinase activity. NCBI's taxonomy places the organism in Eukaryota, Metazoa, Chordata, Actinopteri, Siluriformes, Bagridae.